Ramularia collo-cygni is the source of this 1200-nucleotide messenger RNA. RefSeq names its product probable cAMP-dependent protein kinase catalytic subunit (PKA). The coding region runs from base 1 to 1200 and encodes 399 amino acids. The transcript is spliced from 3 exons. The record is from RefSeq and is a predicted model, not a curated record. Gene Ontology annotation, cellular component: nucleus; cAMP-dependent protein kinase complex. Lineage: Eukaryota; Fungi; Ascomycota; Dothideomycetes; Mycosphaerellales; Mycosphaerellaceae. Gene Ontology annotation, molecular function: cAMP-dependent protein kinase activity; ATP binding. Gene Ontology annotation, biological process: peptidyl-serine phosphorylation.
AUGGCGCCUGCAGUCGUGUCCAACAUCGCCUCCCGAUUCCACCGCAUGAGCCAGAGCAGCGGCGACAAGGAAGCCUGCGCCGCACGAGAGGAGGAGAAGCAGAAAUUGUCCGAGUGGGAGGCAGAGAAACGUCCUCUUGAACCCUCAGAGAUUGUCGUAGAUCCGCAGCAAAAACCGGUUGGACAUUCCAGCAAGCUCCUGCGCAAGGAGGAUUUCGAAUUGAUCAAGACACUCGGCACCGGCACAUUUGCGCGAGUAUGGCUGGUCCGGCUGGCCGACAAGUCCAAUCAGAAGAGCGGCGCAAACAGCGAAUACACCAAGAAGGUCUUUGCGCUAAAAAUCCUGCGCAAAGUGGAUGUCAUACGGCUGAAGCAGGUUGAGCAUGUGCGUAAUGAACGCAACGUCCUGGCCGCAGUCGCGGGACAUCCCUUCAUCACCACCAUGGUAGCCAGCUUCCAAGACGCCGAGACGUUGUACAUGCUACUCGACUAUUGUCCCGGCGGCGAGGUGUUUUCAUACCUGCGGCGAGCGCGAAGGUUCAAUGAGCCCACUUCCACAUUCUACGCUGCGGAGAUAGUCUUGAUCUUGGAGUUCCUGCACGAAAAGGAGGGUGUCGCAUAUCGUGAUCUGAAGCCGGAGAACAUCCUUAUUGAUGCUGACGGCCACUUGAAACUCGUGGAUUUUGGAUUUGCGAAGAAGAUUCAUAACAGAGAGACAUAUACGCUAUGCGGAACCCCCGAAUACCUCGCGCCGGAGGUGAUCCGCAACACUGGUCACAGCACAGCUGUGGAUUGGUGGGCCUUUGGCAUCCUCAUCUACGAGUUCCUUGUCGGCCAGCCUCCGUUCUGGGAUCAGAAUCCCAUGAAGAUCUACGAACAGAUUGUGGAGGGCAAAGUCCGCUACCCCAGUGCAAUGUCGAAAGACGCACGCGAUAUCAUAAGCGGCUUGUGCACAGUGGAUGUUACCAAAAGACUAGGGAACAUCAAAGGUGGUGCGGCAACCGUGAAGAAGCAUCCGUGGUUCAAGGACAUCGACUGGGAUAGACUUUACCACCGUAAGAUGCAAGGACCGAUUGUACCGCAUUUAAAAUCUGCGGAUGACACGAGAAAUUUUGAUGAUUACGACCCAGAGCCAGAGAAGCGGGAGCCCUAUACCAAGGAAAUGCACGAGAAGCAUGAUCGCAUGUUUGCGGAUUUCUGA